This is a messenger RNA of Daphnia pulicaria, 774 nucleotides long. RefSeq names its product GRB10-interacting GYF protein 2-like. The record is from RefSeq and is a predicted model, not a curated record. Lineage: Eukaryota; Metazoa; Arthropoda; Branchiopoda; Diplostraca; Daphniidae. The transcript is spliced from 2 exons. Bases 1 to 774 code for a protein of 257 amino acids.
AUGGAUAAAUUUGAUGGUAACGCAACAGUUUUUGAAGAAGACGAAGAGUUUGAUACACUCAUGUCACAAGUCGAUGAGGCGGAUGUGAGCCGCCUCAUAGAAGAGAAGGAAGAAGAGGAAAAUAGUCGGAAAAGAAAAGCAGAGGAAGAGGCAAGAAGUGAAGAAAAAAACGAAGAAGACAAAAGAAGAGAAAUAAUAGAAGAAGAAAAAUCAUUGAUGGUACAGCAGCAAGAGCUGAUUAAAGAUAAAAAGGAAGUAGAUGAGAAGCUUAAAAUAAUUCAAGACGCCAAAAUGGAAGAAAAGAGGAAAGAAGCCUUGAAAAAGAUGGAAGAGACGCAAAAACGGAAGCAAGCGGAGGAAGAGAUUGCAAAAAUCUAUCACCCCGAAUUCCAGGCCGAGAAGGUGCUAAGGCAACUACAGAGUAUCCAACGAACAGCUUGGAAGGCAGCACAAAUUGCCCAGGAACAGGUUGAAGCCGCGAACAAAGCGGUCGUGACUGCUCGGGAAAAUUACCAUAUGCUUUGCGUGAAAAGGGCACAGGUGGAAAAAACCAUGGGCAUCACACCACGCCAUCAAACCUCAAACAGCGCCGAGAACAUUCCAAAAACGCCUCUGGAAGGAGCGAACUCAUCCAAAACCGGAAAAAUAGAAGACCUACCCACCGAGGAAGAACAGCCAAGACCCUUAAUCAUUCCCCAGCCACCAUCAUCAACCAAAAAUGUAGUUGUUGAAGACGAAACCCAGCCCCCUCAACCACCAAGCAAUACACAAUAG